UUUUUUUUUCCCACUUAUUUGUUUUUCUCAUAAAAAUAAGCCGUCAAAGAUAUAUACAGACAACAAGGGCCUGAAUGUUUGAGCUUUGCACAUGUGCUUUUUGCAGAGUAAAUGUCGUACUCUCUUUCACCUAUCCUCAGCACUGGCAAGGCAGUAGCCCCGUGCCCAAUUUCUCCUCCAUUCAGACUUGUCUCUCUCUACCCCUGAUUUUCUCUCCUGCAACGCUAGCCUAUCUCUCAAGUAAACUUAUCCAUAAUGUCCCAAAAGAGUAAAAUGAACAACAGCAGCUAUGCUGCCGUCGCGGCUGCUCCUCCUCACGAGCCCACUCACCACGAGCAUUCCAUUCCUGCUCACCAUGAGAAUUCCACUCCUGUUCACCACGAGCAUUCCGCUCCUGCCCAUCAGGCUUCCAGCACGGAGUCCUCGGAUGUUGAGGGGGAGGAUCACUCUACUUCGAGCUCCUCUGUUGACGAGGACAUGAAGGAACAGAACGGCCAUGCUGGCUCACAAAAAGAGUCUGUAAGCUUCAUUUCCAGGGUGACCUCCAUCCCUUUGAUCCAUGAUAGUGUCUCCACUCUGCACUCCUAUGCUAAGGAUAACAAAUAUGGUCGCUACGCUCUUGACACCGCUGGAUCCGCUGUUGAGACUGUCAACAAGUACACAGAAAACUAUCAAAAGACUUUGCAGCCUCGUCUGCAGCCCCAUAUCGCUAAGGUGGAUCAGCUUGCCUCCAAGUCAUUAGACAUCAUUGAAGGGACUUUCCCCAUCGUCACAAAGCCUACUUCCGAGAUUGUCACUCAGGUGAAGAAGCCUUAUGUGUAUGUUGAAGAAUCCUCCAAGAAUGCCUAUACCCAGAUCCAGUCGACUAUCGAUGCCCGUGUUACUACCCCUGUCAAGUCUGUGACUUCCAGCAUUGCCUCGACGGCCGCUUCGACCCGCGACCAGAUCACUGCUACAGCUACUUCCACUCGCAAUCAAAUCACCACUGUGGCUACGACAACCGCUACAAACAUUGCUACCAAGGUCAACACCCAUGCUACACCUUUAGUUAAUGGCCUUGAGAACAUCGUCGACCGUGUCUUGCCACCGGCUGAAGCUGACGAUGAGAAGACGCCUGCUGCUCAAACGAACCAGGCCACUCGUGUCGUUGACAUUGGUCGUGCAGUCUCUGUCCGUGUCAGCCGUCGUGUUAGCAUUGCUGUCGCUCCCGUCACGAAAUCUGCUCAGGACUUGCGCACCGCUGCUGAGAAGAAUACUGUUGUGGUCAAGUCCAAGGACCAGCUCCACGCCUUGAACACUCGUCUGACAUCGCUCCUCGAGUCUCUCCGUCUCCACAGCAAGGAGCUUCAGGAGAAUGUCCAAAAAGCGCCUCAUGAGGCUACCACCUUUCUCCAUACUCGAGUCACCGAGGUGAGCCACAGGGUUCUCUCAGAUAUUGAUUCACUCUCCAGCUAUUUGAAGCAGCACGGCCCCGCUCUCCCCGAGUCUGUCCAGAUCCGCAUCCAACCAUUAGUCGACUUUGUCAGCGAACGCUACGUUGUUGUUCGCACCGAGAUUGCCAAAAAGGAUCUCUCUGCUGUUCAGAAGGCCCGCAACAUCCUCCACAUGACCACUGAGGAGACUCUCCCUAUCCUUCAGAACGCUGCUAAAGAUGUCCAUGAGACCUUGCUCGGUUAUCAGAUUAAAGUCCAAGAGGGUGUCCACAGAGGCAUCGUUAAGGUCCAAGAGGUCAACUCCUCUGUAAAUUUGGCUGCCGCUCGUGCUGUUCACUCUGCACGCGUUAUCUUAGUUGGAAAGUAAAUGUGUUCACUAUCUUAAAAGCAAAAACAAAAAAAAAAAAACAAAAAAGAAAAAACAAUCAAAAAAAAUUCAAAAUGAAUAAAUUGAAGAGGU
Messenger RNA from Lobosporangium transversale, 1893 nucleotides. RefSeq names its product Perilipin family-domain-containing protein. The record is from RefSeq and is a predicted model, not a curated record. Gene Ontology annotation, cellular component: lipid droplet; cytosol. Lineage: Eukaryota; Fungi; Mortierellomycota; Mortierellomycetes; Mortierellales; Mortierellaceae. The transcript is spliced from 2 exons. Bases 256 to 1800 code for a protein of 514 amino acids. Gene Ontology annotation, biological process: positive regulation of triglyceride storage; lipid storage.